AUGCGGCGGCGGCGCGCCGGCGGCAGGACCAUGGUGGAGCGCGCCAGCAAGUUCGUGCUGGUGGUGGCGGGCUCGGCGUGCUUCAUGCUCAUCCUGUACCAGUACGCGGGCCCGGGGCUGAGCCUGGGCGCGCCCGGCGGCCGCGCGCCCCCCGAUGACCUGGACCUCUUCCCCACGCCCGACCCCCACUACGAGAAGAAGUACUACUUCCCCGUGCGCGAGCUGGAGCGCUCGCUGCACUUCGACAUGAAGGGCGACGACGUGAUCGUCUUCCUGCACAUCCAGAAGACCGGCGGCACCACCUUCGGCCGCCACCUCGUGCAGAACGUGCGCCUCGAGGUGCCCUGCGACUGCCGGCCCGGACAGAAGAAGUGCACCUGCUACCGGCCCAACCGCCGCGAGACGUGGCUCUUCUCCCGCUUCUCCACCGGCUGGAGCUGCGGGCUGCACGCCGACUGGACCGAACUCACCAACUGUGUGCCCGGCGUGCUGGACCGCCGAGACCCCGCCGCGUUGCGCACGCCCAGGAAGUUCUACUACAUCACGCUGCUGCGAGACCCCGUGUCGCGCUACCUGAGCGAGUGGCGUCACGUCCAGCGCGGGGCCACGUGGAAGACGUCGCUGCACAUGUGCGACGGGCGCACGCCCACGCCCGAGGAGCUGCCGCCGUGCUACGAGGGCACGGACUGGUCGGGCUGCACGCUGCAGGAGUUCAUGGACUGCCCCUACAACCUGGCCAGCAACCGCCAGGUGCGCAUGCUGGCCGACCUCAGCCUGGUGGGCUGCUACAACCUGUCCUUCAUCCCCGAGGGCAAGCGCGCCCAGCUGCUGCUGGACAGCGCCAAGAAGAACCUGCGCGGCAUGGCCUUCUUCGGCCUCACCGAGUUCCAGCGCAAGACGCAGUACCUGUUCGAGCGGACGUUCAACCUCAAGUUCAUCCGGCCCUUCAUGCAGUACAACAGCACGCGCGCGGGCGGCGUGGAGGUGGGCGAGGACACCAUCCGGCGCAUCGAGGAGCUCAACGACCUCGACAUGCAGCUCUACGACUACGCCAAGGACCUCUUCCAGCAGCGCUACCAGUACAAGCGGCAGCUGGAGCGCAGGGAGCAGCGGCUGCGCAGCCGCGAGGAGCGCCUGCUGCACCGGGCGCAGGAGGCGCUGCGGCGGGACGACGCGGCCGAGGAGCCGGGCCGCGUGCCCACCGAGGACUACAUGAGCCACAUCAUCGAGAAGUGGUAGUGGCGGCGCGAGGGUCGCGGAGGGGGCGGGCCGUGGCCUCUCCACGGGGAGAAGGGUUGGGGAGGGGGCGGCGGCAUGCUUGGCUGUUUCCCCCACGUGCGCAGCCCAAGGUGAAGGACGCUGCAGGGACGGCCUCCCACCGCCUCCCGCCCCCGGACAUGGUGGGCUGGCUAGGACCUGUGGGGCAAGUGACAUCCCCGCUCUCCCCGGGCCCCCGUGUCACUGGCAAAGAGCAGCUGAAGGUUUGAAACCAACGUUGGAGAGGACGUGCCUGUCCCGCAGCGAGUCCCAUACCUACUAUGCACACACUACCCCCGCUCCCUCGGUGACCGGCUCCAAACAGCCCAUCCAAGCCCCUCUGGCCUCUGGAGACCCUGAGACCCCAAACCUGGGAAGCCUUGUCCCCAAGAAUACAAGCGGGCCCGUGAGGUGUUCUCGGGCCUCAUUCAGCCAUCCGAAACUGCUUUGAAGGUCAGGGACCACCCCAGCUGAAGCAAGUUGACUGGCCACUGACUAAUCCACUGCACUCUUUGAGCCAUGGUCAAAACCCACAAUCCAGCCUGGCUUUUGGGGUGCCCAGGCUCAGACAGGAGGGGGAUGAACACCAAGAACCCUGAUCCUUACUCUUUCUGAUCUGCUGCCCCUAACCCCAUCGCUGGGACAUGCACUCAAGGGCUCAUGUAGCACCAAUCCCACCAUACCAGCAACCCCAUAGCCCCGUGGUAGGCGUGCCCAUUGGCUGGGACCACAUUUGCUGCCGUCAGCAGUGCCCUAGUGCCAUGGUGGUUCUGGGUGGCCAGAAAGUAAACUCGGGCUUUCAGAUUCUCUUCUGAGGUUGGAAUAAAAAUCUCUGGGUGGUCCCUCUGGGUCCCAUAUGCUUA
Messenger RNA from Jaculus jaculus (lesser Egyptian jerboa), 2120 nucleotides. RefSeq names its product heparan sulfate 6-O-sulfotransferase 1 (gene Hs6st1). Gene Ontology annotation, molecular function: heparan sulfate 6-sulfotransferase activity. The transcript is spliced from 2 exons. The coding region runs from base 1 to 1239 and encodes 412 amino acids. Gene Ontology annotation, cellular component: membrane. Lineage: Eukaryota; Metazoa; Chordata; Mammalia; Rodentia; Dipodidae. The record is from RefSeq and is a predicted model, not a curated record.